This is a messenger RNA of Drosophila kikkawai, 1358 nucleotides long. RefSeq lists its product as uncharacterized. The record is from RefSeq and is a predicted model, not a curated record. NCBI's taxonomy places the organism in Eukaryota, Metazoa, Arthropoda, Insecta, Diptera, Drosophilidae.
GUUAUACGUUUCUGUGCUCUCGACGCAGUCGGACGUUUAAAAAUAAACGCGCUUCGCCCUUAAAUACCAAAAAAAUAACCGCAGGCCACAAAUAAAUCAGAACAAACUAUUCGAAUACCCCCAUUCGAUCUUAGUCAAAACUCAUUUGAACUCUAAAAGAAAAACCCAAAAAUAAAACCUGCAACAUGUUCAGCUCGAUUACAGCCUCUUUGAAGAACUUUGGCGACAAGACGGCCAAUCUGUUCAGCAAGAAGAAGGAUGAGGCCGAGAAGCUGGCCAACGAGAAGGCCGUCGAGGCCCAGAAGCUAGCCGAGGAGCAGGCCAAGAAGGUGGGUCAGUCGGUGCAGCAGACCAAGGGAGAGGCUGAGCAGCUAGCCGCCAGCACGGCCAAGGAAGCCGCUGCUCUGGCCAACGCUGAGGCCCAGAAGGCCGGUCAGGCCAUCGAUGCGGGCGUAAACCGUGCCGCCGGAGCUGUCAACCAGGGCAAGCAGGCCGUGGACAACACAGUGGCGCAGGCGCAGGCCGUGGCCCAGAACUCCAAGCAGGUGGCCGCCAAUGUGGCCGAGGCCUCCCAGCGGGCUGCUGCCAAUGCCGUGGACCAGACAAAGAAGGCCGCCAAUGAUGCCAUCAACAAGAGCGUCAAGGCCGCCGAGACUGUGGCGGACCAGAAGCUGAAGCAGGCGGAGGGUGCCAUUGAUGGAGCUCUCAAGCAGACCAGCCAGGCGGUGGACCAGAAGCUGCACGAGGCCAACCAGUACGUGGACGAGAAGCGUCAGUCUGUGGAGAAGAGUGUGCAGGAGGCGGCUGGACAGGCCCAGGAGUCUGCUGGCCAGCAGGCAAGCGCUCUGCUCGGCAAGCUGCAUCUGGGCCAGAAGUAAUAUGGUUUCGCCAUCGUCGUUUGGCGGGGCCACCACCUUAAAUAUCUUGAUGUGAAAAUGCUUUAGAAACAGACGUAAACGUAAAAUGAAGGGAAUUUGCUUCAAUGUAACGAGUGCCAGUAAUGUGAUUGCUAAAUCCUCAAUUGAAUAACAUAUAUAUACAGACACAAACACAUAUUUUUGGAAUCUCUUGCGAGAGGAUGAUUUUGUAUAAUGCAGCCGCUGCUUUCGAUGUGAGCAUCGCAUCUCUCAGCACAUUUUGAUCCGUACAAAGUGUAAUGUUAGCCCCUUUCUUCGGUUUAUUCUAUAUUCUUUGUUACCUUGAAGCAUUUGAUAUAUAUUUUGUAUACAGCGACGAUAUGAGUAUGCUUUUAAUAUAUACGUAUAUUCUGUUUAUGUAGAAAUGUAUGAUUAAGUACUUUUAACUCUUGCACAAUACAUUGCAAAUGUGUUUUUAAUAUAUAUUCGACUCGAAGGAGA